CUCCCGCUCAUUGACUAAGCCUGAGCUCUCCCUGCCCUCCCCACGCACGCAAGCGCACCACCUGGCCGAAGCACCCACCCGGCCGCCCCCCUGCCCCGGAGGUGCUUGAAGACUGCUCGGAGAAGUUUUGGGUCUGGGAUCCGAUUCGAGCGCUUGUUACUGAUCCCCCCUCCCCCCCAUCCCACGAAGCAGAAGCGGGAGAGCGCAGAAAAGAAAACGGAACACCCCGGGCUGUAGAACAUCCCGCUUCACUCCACGCGCCGCUCUUAGGGCCAGGGAGCUGCAGGGAAGAGUCUCUAGGGUGCCUUCGGCUGGGUGCUUCCGGUUUCUCGGGUUCAGGUCAGCGGGUGGGUAACGCCGCCCCCGAAGGCGAUCCUCCGUCAAGGGUCUCCCUCGUCCUCCUCCCCCCACCCCCCGCGGUCGGGAUGGUCGACGUAUUCAGCGGGCGGUUCCUCACGAACAAGGACGGGCACGUGGUGGACCCCGAGGAAGCCCUGCAGAACAAGGUCGUGGGCUUGUACUUCUCGGCCGCAUGGUGCUCCCUCUGCCGGGAAUUCACCCCGGUCCUGUGCGACUUCUACGGCGCCUUGGUGGAGGAAGCGCCGUCGCCGGCCCCUUUCGAGAUCGUCUUCAUCUCCUCCGACCGCAGCUCCGAAGAGAUGUCGGAUUACAUGCAAGACAUGCACGGCGACUGGCUGGCGCUGCCUUUCCACGACCCGCUGAAGCAUGAGUUGAAAAAGAAGUACAACAUCACAGCUAUUCCUAAACUUAUUAUUGUGAAACAAACUGGAGAAGUCAUCACUGAUAAAGGCAGAAAACAUAUUCGAGAGAGAGGGCUCAACUGCUUCCGAAACUGGGUUGAGGGGGCUGAUGUCUUUGAGAAUUUCUGUACUUGAACCAGUGGUGGGAUAUGUAGGGGAGAUCACUUUGCUAUACAUUUUGUAAAUCAAGAGUUCUCAUUGUUGCAACUUGAUCAAAAGAGGACAUGACAGUUGCCUCAUUCCAUGCUUUUUGCUUUUUUUCAUAUUCUGCAUAGCUGGAAUAUUUAAGCAUUUCUGUGCUUAAAUACAAUGCUUGUAUUCUGUAUUAUUAUUGUUAUUGUUUUUGUUAUAUAGAAUAUGACCAAAGCAUUUCUGAUAUCAUUGAAGAGUUCACUGAAGGUCAGAUGUGUAUAGUAGGGCUAUUUCUGACAUUUAUAAAGUGGAGCCUCUCAAAUCUAUGCAAGCACUUUAUUUUUGCAAAAGAAAACUUUAUAUUUCUUAAUCAGAAGACUUUUGAGA
Messenger RNA from Eublepharis macularius, 1280 nucleotides. It is a transcript of the gene NXNL2, whose product is annotated as nucleoredoxin like 2. Bases 426 to 896 code for a protein of 156 amino acids. NCBI's taxonomy places the organism in Eukaryota, Metazoa, Chordata, Lepidosauria, Squamata, Eublepharidae. The transcript is spliced from 2 exons. The record is from RefSeq and is a predicted model, not a curated record. Gene Ontology annotation, biological process: sensory perception; photoreceptor cell maintenance.